AUUUUCCAACAUCAGGUUUAAUAAAGUGCUUCCGCAAAGGCUUUGUCGUUGAAAACCAGAUUAAAAACUACAUUACCCACAGUUCAUUCCGCGAUAACAAUUCCAGGUCCAAGGAGCGUUUACAAGUCAGAAUCCUGCGUUCCUCGAUUUGAAAAUGGCAUCAGAGGGAUCAGGAGAAGCUUCGGUUCCAUCAGAGGACCAGAGGGAUGAGGGGACCCACCAGACAGACCCACUCAUUCCAGAGGCGCGGGUCUGUGCGAAAGAAACCCUAAAAGCUACAGCACAGUCAGCAGAGCGGGAUGAGAAUGGAAUCCUCGUGUGCCAGUUCUUCCUGAUGGGAAAGUGUCGUUUUGGCCCCAGAUGCCGUUUCUCUCACAGUAACCCAUCAGUGGAUGAUUCAGGGCUUACAUCACCCGACCAUGAUGACAAACAGGACGGAGAAAAGACAGAAAAACACUGGAAGAAAGUCAACAAAGCAACAAAGCCCAAAUCCGAGGCAAAAGAGGUGAACAAGAAGCCUCGCAUGCGCACAGCAGAAGAAGUAAUCUCUCGGAUCCUGUGGGACCCGUCGGUGGACGGAGCAGAAUUGGUGGUGGGGUAUGUCGACCGCUUCCUUGGCGUGCUGGAGCGUCCCUUCAACGACUUCAACUGGGACACCGACCCCUGCGACUGCGAUUACUCCUCCGAGCUGGCUCUGCCACAACACAGGAUCCAGUACUUCCUCUGCAGAGGGCUCCGGGUCUGGGACCGCCACAGCAGGACUGACCGAGUGUUCGGCUCCACCGGUCAAUCUCUGGCUCCCCCCUUUGGAGGUGAGGGGGAAGUAAAGGAAAAGAACGCAGAAGGGCAACAACAAGAGCAGCCCCCCGCUGAGGAGUGGGCUCACACUGAGAGCGCACAUCUGGAGGAAGAGAAGCAGAGUGAGAUGAACAGCCAGGCCGCUGACUCAUCACAAGCAGCCCCAGAGUUCAGAGGAGACGCUUCUCGGGAACAACUGGAGUCACGAGGAACAUCUGGUACAGAGGAGGCUGCAGUGAGCCCUGGGGCUUCAAAAGACCAAGAGUCCUCAUCCCAAAAAGAGGAACCAAUUUUAAAGGAGGCUGAGGAAGGGAAUUCACCAGAGUGGAAAGAAAGCUGGGAUGGAAAUGAAGAUGCUCUGUGUUAUCCCCUGACCCAGAACCAGAGGCAGAACCCAUCAGCCCCUCUGGAGCAGAGAGAGACACGCGGUGGUCGCCCCGCUAAAAAACGCCCCACGCACUUCAUCACCUUCAGGGCCAACACGCCAUCCAUCCUCUCCUGCUUCCAGCAGCUGCAGGAGGAGAUCACCUCCGUUCUGCCCUCCUCCGCCCCUCACUGGCAGCUCGCCUCCAGCCUCCACGUCACCAUGUGCCUCCUCAACCUGGCCGGCCCCGACGAGGUGGACGGCGCCGUGGAGGUCCUGCGGCGGUUCGCCCGUUGGGACCGCAACCCCCCGGUGUCUCUGACCUUCCCCGUGAGGCUGAAACACUUCGGCGGGAGGGUGCUGUACCUGAGCCCCCAGCCUCAGCUUCACCUCCAGCAGCUCAACGGCGGCCUGCAGGAGGCCUACAGGAAGCAGGGCUGGCUCCACAAGGACUCGUACAACCCGCGCUAUCAUCUCACGCUGGCCAAGGUGAGGGGCGAUGAGGUUGAGAGGGUUUUUCAAGGCGUCGGGGAGCUGAAGGCGGGGAAGGGUUUGAAUUUUGGCCGCCUGCCAGUUAACACCUUGCACCUUUGCUCCAUGGGCUUUUCUGAAGAAGACGGUUUUUAUGAGAUCGUGUGCACGGUGACUCUUCGAUGAUGGAAGAGGGGCUCGUUUCACACGCACACCCUUGCACGCAUGUAUGCCAAAAGCGGAGCGAUUUGCACCCCGCCGGGUGGAUUUAUUAACCAAGUCUCAUGUCUGUUGGGACAUUUUAAAGGUAAUUUGUAACGAUAAUCAGGUGAAAUACAUUAUGAGACCACCCUAUGUUUAAUUAUACUGAACCGUAAACUAAACCGAUGCACGAGGAUACAACGGCUCCACUACACUUGAGUAAUUAUAUGAUGUAUUUUUUUUAAUUAUUGUAAUUAAAUCUAUUAAGGGCUGACGCUAUAUGUCUUAUUGGUGUUGCAAGAUGAGAAUUGAAUGUAAUAAAGGGAAUCCUGAUUUGGAGGUGCUAGUCCUCGUCCCAACCGCUUCACACUCGGCUGCGAACCGCUCCAGUGAGAGUUGGAGGCCGCAGACCGAGGAGGCCAUCAGGACCACAUCGUCUGCAAAAAGCAGCGAUGAAAUCCGCAGCCCCUCGAACUGUAGACCCCCCUCCACCCGACUACGUCUCGAUAUCCUGUCCAUGAAAACCACAAACAAGAUUGGUGAUAAGGCGCAGGCCCUGGCAAAGGCCGACCCCCAAAAAUGAAAACCGCGUUGUUCCUCUUCAAUCCUUGGUUCCUCUAUCGGGCGAACCCUCCUUUCCUGCACCUUGGAGUAGUCUUUAUCAGGGAGGCUGAGUAGUGUGACACCCCUGUAAUUGGCGCACACACUCCCUGGUCCCCCUUUUUGAAGAGAGGUACCACCACCCACGGUCUGCCACUCUUUUGACACUGUCCCAGACUUCCACGCAAUGUUGAAGAGGCGUGUCAUCCAAGACAGCCGCCCAACACCCAUUGCUCUUAGCAUCUCUCAUCAGUCCCCGGGGCUUUGCCACUGCGGAGUUGUUUGACUACCUCGGUGACCUCCACCAGGCAAAUUGACAAAAAUCCCUCCUCUGCCUCCAGCUCCGCCUCUACCAAAGAGGGCGUAGUAGUUGGAUUCAGGAGUUCCUUCCACCGCCCGAUGACCUCCUGCUGUUUUGCUGUUUAUACAAUUCAUCCUCAUCUUUAUUCCAUCUGAAUAAAAUAAUAUUUUUCCGAUCACAUAUAAGUAUUUAAUUAUAUAAAUGAAAUACUUGUGCAUAAUUAUGCAUUUAAUACUAUAAAGCCCAAUGGCCAAAGGAAUAACAUUAAAAAUCACAACUAAAAUUAUUAGCCAAUGUGUCAAUGGAUUAAUAAAUUAUUUUGCUCUCGCAUCUCCAUGCGAAGAACAUGUUUCUUCACUUUGUUGUGUAUGUUUUGACUGUUUAACUAAAUAUGCGGUUUGAAGACAUGGCCUUCAAGAUUCUUACAACAAAGAUUGUUCAAGCCUUUCAAGAAGGAACUCUUCAAUGACUAAUGACUAAUGAUUAAUGAUUACCUGCUGGAGAUGCACAGCUGAGAUGAGGAAAAGGGUUACACAUUUUACAGAUUUUAUUGGAAAUGACUUUUUCUUCUGAAGGGCCAUAUAAUGUGUUGAAGGUCAACCUUUCCCUGCACUUUGGUCUUUUAUGUUUUACGACUUUGCAUAUACAACUGCCACACACAAUUGUGUAUAAAACAUAAAGGGGAAACCUUUUUCCUUUCAGCUAUGAAUCAACUAUAGUUUUUUUCUUCAGCUCAUUAUUACACAAUUAAUCUAUUUGAAAUAAAUAUUGCAUGGAGGGUAUUACACAAGAACAAUGAGUUUGUCUGCCUUUUCCAAUUAAUCACAACUGGAUUGUGAAAGCCAUUAAAUAUUGAAUUUGUUAUUU
Pungitius pungitius (ninespine stickleback) is the source of this 3602-nucleotide messenger RNA. It is a transcript of the gene leng9, whose product is annotated as leukocyte receptor cluster (LRC) member 9. The record is from RefSeq and is a predicted model, not a curated record. Gene Ontology annotation, molecular function: metal ion binding. NCBI's taxonomy places the organism in Eukaryota, Metazoa, Chordata, Actinopteri, Perciformes, Gasterosteidae. The coding region runs from base 155 to 1819 and encodes 554 amino acids. The transcript is spliced from 8 exons.